AUGCAAGCAGCAUUUCAUUCAUUUCAGCAGGAGCCAAAGCCUGUCAACAACUCCUCAAAGAAGAACAAGUAUAGAGAUCCCUUUGCGGAAGUAUCUAGCCGAGGGAACUCUCUGAAUAACACUGGAAAUAUUAUGUAUGAUAGAAGAGUUUACAGAGGUAAUACCUAUGCUCAACAAAUAAUACCACAAAACCAACAACUUGAAAUGGAGCUCGAAGAAAAGAGGGAAAAACAACUACAAAAAAGAAAAUUGUUGGAAGUAAAACAAAGACAAGAAAGAGAUUUACAAGAACAAUUACUAGCUGAGAGAAAUUUAGAUCCGGUUGAUGGUAGGAAACAUAUUGAAAUCCAAACAGAAACAUAUAUGGAGGAAAUUGAAGAAACAGAUGUGUGGACGCAAACAGAUCCUUUUCAAGACAGACCUGAAUCUCCAGUUUUCAUACCCUCAAAAACAGGUGUUGAUACAGGUGUUCAAGUGGAAGAGGAUUUGUUUGAUUUUGACUUUGAGGUUGCACCAAUAUUGGAAGUAAUUAUCGGAAAAACAUUAGAACAAUCAAUGCUUGAAGUUUUGGAAGAGGAAGAAAUGGAAGCUCUCAAGCAACAAAAGAAAGAAUUUGCUCAAAAGCGUAAUGCUGAAUUGGCAGAAACUCAAAGACUUGAAGCAGCUGAAAAGAGAAGAUUUGAAGAGAAGGAGCGUCGUAAGGAACAAGAAAGACAAAGAUUACAAAGAGAACAAGAAUGUAGACGAAAAUUGGCUAGUAGACAAUUUGCAAAUCAAUAUCUUGAAAAUUUGGAUCUCAAUGUUUUUACAACUCUGCAAGAAGAGGGUUUCUUCUACGAUAUUGUACAUAGACAAGUUGAACAAGACUUUAUGCCAUUCCUUGCUCAACUCACAACUCAAGAAUUGGAUAAGAAGAGACAAGCAAGAGUGGAAGUUGAUGAUAUUAUCAAGAUGAGUAUUAGAAAGCUUCUCAAAUCAAACUAG
Molecule: messenger RNA, 984 nt
Organism: Naegleria gruberi
Lineage: Eukaryota; Heterolobosea; Eutetramitea; Acrasida; Naegleriidae
Exons: 1
Coding region: 1-984 (327 amino acids)
Cellular component (GO): cilium
Source: RefSeq, a predicted model, not a curated record